UGACCAUCCAAGUGCCUCUAGAACGUAAAGGAGACGCGGACAGGAAGCCAGGAUUCUCUCCCUCAUGACGGGAUUCCCCUUCUGACACAGGAAUGGAUCCCUUCGCCAACACCCUUUCAAACACACCGAGACUCGACCACCAAAUCCCCCGCGUCGGCUCUUGGCGGAGAAAAUGCUCGGCACUGUGGACCGUUUCUGUGUUCUAGAACCUUCUAGACCCGCACUGCCCGCCGAGGGCAUCCCUGCCCCAAGGCUCCUACGCCAGGUACCUCCUGCGUCCCCGAAUAUUGCACAGCUGCCUCUACUGCUCCGUAGGACCUCCUCGUUCCCACCGUUGGCCUAGAGGGUCAACCCCAUGGUCACAAGGCCUUUCGCAUUCCGGUCCCUUGUGUCGUCCACGUGCCGUGCCUCGGACCACCCCAGACACGGCGAUAUCCGUGGCGUUUGUCGAUCCGAGGGCCGGCUGAGGAGCCCUGACCCCGACGUAGGUCCCGCCUGCCGAUUCAGCAGAUUCCAAAUCAGACAGAGACCGCCGACCGUCUCGGGACUCACGGUCCUCUGGAAACGUCCCACUUAGCUGUGGGGUUGGGAGGGAGAGAUCACCGCCCCCCAGCCCCGCUCCUGAAGUAGACAGCAGGAGCCUAAGCAGUGCAGAUGGCUGGGGAUGACGUAAACCACUCAAUGGCAUGCAUGUGCCAAGACCCGUAUUUACAACCACGUCCGCCUGGGGACAACCCUUCCCAUGACACCCAGUGAUGGCCUUCUUUGCUCGUGUCAAACACCACUUUGUCCUGUGGUGUAGACGAGACAAACCCCACAUGCCCCAACGUCUACGAGAUCGUGAAUCCUGACAAUGGGCUCGCCUCCCCCUGAAUGAGAGGAGUUGACAUGGGGGGGGUGGGGCACAGAAGGUUCCAGAACAGGAAGCCCAGCACGGGGACCCUGGUUCCCCUGCGCUCCCCAGACGGACCCCGUUGGGCAAGUGUCCAGAAACCCGGGGCUGUAGAAACAGGAACCCUGAGUGGCUGAUAAACGGCACAGGGCCGGCUUCACACUGGACACGUCCGGGACGCUUCCUGUCCCGAGAUAACAAGGCUGCUGCUCCUUGACGGGCAGGACACGGCUGACGUGCGUCCAGAUGAAUCAUGCGAGGGUCUCCGGGCAGCACAGGCUCCUGACCAGGCCGUGUCUCCUUGUCCGUGCCCAGAGUCUGCCCUCGGGGACCCUGCUCGUCUGCUGUCAUCGUCACUGCCUGUCCCCCGGGCAGUACAGCGUCCCCCGAAAGUGCUGAGACGGCCCAAGACAGGCGCCGAGAGCUGAGGGGCCAGCUGGUCCGUCUCGAGGUGGGGGCCCACGGAGCCACACCUCUGCCUGCUGAACCCACCUCCGGACGCACCAGGAAGCCCACCAGGCUCCCCCUCCAGGGUCCAGACAGGAGCCCCCACCCUCGGACUAACAGUGCAGAUCCAGGUGCAGCUUUGGGACUGGGAUAUGGCGGCCGUGCUGGAUCUUCUGACCUUCCUGGUCGUCCUGAAGUCGGCGUGCUGUGCACAACCACGGCCGGCGCAAGACAAAAUAUCCCCUAUUAUAAACAUGCAGCUGGAUUCAAGGAAAAAAACGUUAACCUGGACUUACACAAGAAACGUGAGUGACCAGGAAUGCACAAUAGAUACGCCGACUGCCUAUUCCGCUAUGGUGGGCCCACAGGUGACGGAGGACCACACCUACGUCUGCACCUUCCCCAACUCCGUGCUGCACAGGGGGGCCAACCUGACCGUGAACGUCACUUGCGACGGGGACGUGUUCCUCCAAGUCCUGACUUUCGCUAACCCAGGCAGGGAAGGUUCCGGAGCCGUGAACUUCUCCUGCCUCAUUUACAACGUGCGCUUCAUGAACUGUAGCUGGGUGCCCGGCCCGGCCGCCCCGGCCGACGUCCAGUAUCGACUGUUCUCCUGGGCGUCCAGGCAUGAGGCCGAGGCGGAAUGUGUCCAUUACGUCCUCGGCCCCACGGGGACCCGCGUGGGCUGCCAUUUCGACCAACUGGGCGAACCCCAGAGAACGGAUAAUUACUUCUUCUUGGUGAACGGCACCAGCAGGGAAACGGCGAUCCCGUUUUUGGAUUUCACUCCAUUUAAGGCCGUUCAAAUCGAGAAGUACGAUCCACCCAGGAACAUCACCAUCACCUACAACCGGUCGCACCACAUCAUCCGGUGGGAACAUCCCGAGAUCCGAUUCGACCUUUCGAGUCACAUGCUGUAUUACGAGCUGGACAUCCAAACGCCGGCGAGCUCCCCAGAAACAAACCGUGUUUUCCAGAGGGGACAGGACCCGAACGUGCACCUGAUGCCUAGUUCCACCACCAGAGCCAAGAGCGCCUUCCGGGUGAGGGUGCGUUACAUGUAUAACCACCUGUGCAGCGAAUGGAGCCCCACGUGGCGGUUCGGCCUCCCGGAGCAGGAUUUCAGCGGCGCCCUGGUGGGGCCCGUGGUGGGGACGGCGGCUUUGUCUGCGCUCGUCCUCAUGUUCCUCUGCAAACGGUUCUCCGUGAGGCGCAAGAUGUUCCCUCCCAUCCCGCAGGUGAAGAAGGAAAUCGCCAAGGCCCUCAUGCCCACACCGGGGGUGAGUGACCCCUCCGUCUGCACCCAGGAGGUCGCCUGGGACGAGGGCCACCCCCCGCCGGGCCCCCAGGACCCCGAGGACGUGGUCACGCUGGAGGCAACGUGCUGACGGGCACGGGGACGAGGGGAGGUGGUGCGUUCCGCCUGCGACCACUUCUGGCACCGUGUGGUGUUCGCAAACUAGCAGAUAAAUAAACUAACGAGAGAACAUAACAUAAGAGAAGGAAAAUAACAAGAGAAAACGUAAUAGGGUGAAAUAAAAUCAUACAGGGCAAAAAAAGAAAUGAAAUGA
Messenger RNA from Neofelis nebulosa (Clouded leopard), 2910 nucleotides. Its product is annotated as granulocyte-macrophage colony-stimulating factor receptor subunit alpha-like. Gene Ontology annotation, molecular function: cytokine receptor activity; protein binding. Gene Ontology annotation, biological process: cytokine-mediated signaling pathway. Bases 1492 to 2727 code for a protein of 411 amino acids. The transcript is spliced from 13 exons. Gene Ontology annotation, cellular component: external side of plasma membrane; membrane. Lineage: Eukaryota; Metazoa; Chordata; Mammalia; Carnivora; Felidae. The record is from RefSeq and is a predicted model, not a curated record.